UAACUUUAACGACUACUUCCAAACUCAAUAUGUUCUUCAAAAAUACAAGAAUUAAGCAAUAUGUGGCUGGAUUUACAGCUUGCAUGUCUUUAGCUUCUGCAACAAUUUACAUGACAUGGUCUUCUCCAGCUCUUCCUAUAUUGCUUGGAGAGGAUUCUCCGUUGGGUUCACCAAUGGACGUCGAAGAUGCUUCUUGGAUGAUUUCCAUAUUCAUUUUGGCUAGUUUACUGGGAGCGCCGCUCACUGCUUACCUUCUGGAUAACAUUGGACGUAAGAACACGCUUCUCCUUUCCGCGUUCUUCACAUUUCUACCAUGGUUCUUGAUCAUCUUCGCAAAUGCCCCAUGGAUGCUUUACGUCGCCAGAACACUUGGCGGAAUUGGUUAUACAAUGGCGCAAUCGGGAUCUGUUAUUUAUAUAGCAGAAAUAGCUGAUAAGGAUAUUAGAGGACGAUUGGCUGUAAUUACGAAUGCUAUCAAACUCUUAAUAGGUUUCUUAAUCCUUUCUGUGGGUCCAUUCGUAUCGUAUACAGUGCUUGGAAUUAUGUGCGCCGUCCUCCCACUGACCUUCUUUCUCAUCUUCAUUUCGAUGCCGGAAUCUCCGUAUUAUUUGUUACAAAUCGGAAAACGCGAGGAUGCGAGGAAUGCCUUAAUCAAAUUCCAACCCGCAGGAGUGGAUGAUAAAACUUUAGAUCAAAGGUUAGAUGAGAUUUCCGAUUCAGUAUAUUCCGAUAUGGAGAAUAGCAUGGGAUACAAGGAAUUGUUUACCAACAAGGAAUACCGGUCCGGUAUUUUGAUCAUGGCUGGUCUUAACACUUUCCAACAGCUGAGCGGUUUUGUAGCUAUCGAGUCUUACCUGCAAACCAUUAUAGAAUCAUCUAGCAGUAUUUUAUCCCCACAACAUUCGAGUAUUAUUUUUGGGGUCAUCCGCAUACCAGGAGCGAUUAUUUCCUCUUUUUUUAUAGAUCGUCUAGGAAGGAAGCCGGUUCUGCUAUUAUCCUUCGGAAUAUGUGGUUUGGCUUUACUCUCUGAAGGCACUUACUUCUACCUGCAGGAUUUCGUCCAUGCCAACGUCGACGUCAUUUCCUGGUUACCCACCACCAGCAUCGUUAUAUACUUGAUCGGCGAAUCGUUUGGUUUGGUGGAGGUUCCGUUCCUGCUGAUGGGUGAAUUGUUUCCUAUUAACAUCAAAGGUGUUGCUGUGACAACUUGCGGUUGCUACGGCGAUAUUCUGGCCUUCACUAUAUCCAAGAUCUUCAGCCCGAUCUGCGUUGCUUGGGGCUACUACACGGCAUUCUGGAUCUUCACCUUCGGAUGCAUCGCCGGGUGCGUCUUCAUAUACACGGUUGUUCCCGAAACCAAAGGAAAAACUUUCGAAGAGAUCCAGCGUAAACUAAAAAAGAACUCUGAAAGCAAUCAAUAAAUCGCAGUUUACUACUUUUUAUGAAAUUUGCUUCUCAUCUUCGUGUUUUCAAUCAUGCAGCAUAAUCUCAUCCAAGUUUUUGAUAAAUUUCAAUGUUAUUAUUUAACAUAUUCAUUAUUCAAAAUUUUACAUAAAAUAACUACAUCAAUUUAAGUUAAACAAAAAAAUAUUGUCUUAAGUUAAAAUGAUCACAACACAGUAA
This is a messenger RNA of Nicrophorus vespilloides, 1623 nucleotides long. Its product is annotated as facilitated trehalose transporter Tret1-like. Bases 30 to 1421 code for a protein of 463 amino acids. Gene Ontology annotation, biological process: transmembrane transport. NCBI's taxonomy places the organism in Eukaryota, Metazoa, Arthropoda, Insecta, Coleoptera, Silphidae. Gene Ontology annotation, molecular function: transmembrane transporter activity. The transcript has 4 exons. The record is from RefSeq and is a predicted model, not a curated record. Gene Ontology annotation, cellular component: membrane.